CGCCCAGCUCUCGAGCCGACCGAGCUCUCUAAAUUUCCCAAUUAUGUGCACUUUUUAUCGCUUUUUUUCCAACCGCAUGGUGCACUUCUUCAUCAUCGCACGUGCGUAUUUGAAGCGUCAAAUUGGCGCACCCUUUAAUAGCUUCACUUCUAGUAUUCUUCUUGCUUGCUUACCCUUCUCGAAGAACAAAUAACUUCAUAGGACAAAGUAGGCCAAUACCCUUUUUGGAAUUCAUUUAAAACAGAUAAUCGAACAAAACAUUCAGUAAGGUCUUCUCGGCAAUCCAUUUAUAAAUAUGCCGUCGUCAGGUCGCCGUUCGGAAGAGCUUCAGAAAAAGCUCCAGACGAGAAGCAAUUUCCUUAAAGCUUCAGAUUUUACGAAGGAACAUACUUUGCUGAAUCAUGAGAGCAAACCCAAAGAUCCUGUAGAGAAAAGCAAAGCCGCCCUCUCUGAUUUGAGGAAACGCAUUAAUGAACGAAAGAARAUGUCGAUGAUAAAUAACCAGCAGCAUCGCGAGGGAAGAGAGGAAAGCACUCCAGAAAUGACUGCUAUAGGGGGAAAWGAUUCUCCUGCCUUAGAGCGAGAAGACCAUUUUGCCAASGACGAUGCUUUGGCGCAGACUAUUAUGAGAUCGACUCAAAAACAGAAACCCCCUUCAAUCCUGAGAAAUUCCCCGAAAAAAAAUCUGAGAAAUCAUUAUGCAGAUCCUUGUCGCUAUCGUAGAGAUAUGAUUGGAGAAGAUGAAAGGAGGGCACCCCCAUCACAGAUCGAAGUUGGAGCUGAAGAUGAUGAUCGCACCGAAGUCUCGGAGAUCACUACUGACAUUCGCAUCAUGUCUACAAAGGGAGCUGCAUACGCUGAACGUAGGUUGGCAGGAAAACUUCAAAUGAGACUAUCAAAACCGUCUUUAUCAGGACCUCCAGGACGCUAUUUAGAGACAGACAUGAAUAUUAAUGUCAGCAAUCUCAGGCAUUUGGGCAAAGCUGUGGAGAAGGCAAAAAUGGAUCUGAAACAAGAAAUGAUACCUACUGAAACCCGGCGCCAUGGACUUCCUUAUGAAGAUACGGACUAUCGAGCUUCAAUUGAUGAGGACGAAGAAGGAGAUUCCUGGGAAGAUGCUAUUCAGGUUAAAAGGCAAGAUCGAAGAUACAUGGCAGAAUUGAAUACCAGGAAAAACCCUCCUAAACCGGAGAUAGGAAGUGAAAAUCAAAUGAUCAUGAGGACGUCCCCCACUAAAAAGUUGCAGCACCUUACGAAAGAGGCAUUUUCYCAUGAAGGAGAUGUCUUCAUUGAUGCUACAGAGAUCAGGGAGGAAGAUCUUGAUGWUGCACCAAAUGYUCUGAUCGAUGAGGCGCAUGAUCUAAGAAAAGAAGGUGGCAAUCACGAAGCUCCGAUCAAUGUUGAAACUGCAGCAUUUAAUGCACCUAUAGACGUUGAAGAUGAGGAAUUUUUCGUUGGCGUACAAGAGGAGAAGUCUGAUAUACCUAGCAAUUUGAAGAAGGAGUCCGUUCAACAAUUUCAGGAAAAAGAGGAUGGUGAAUCGGGACUAUCUACUACAAGUGAUAAAGACAAAGUUGUAGAGGAGAACUGCGUUGGAUCUGAKAAGGCAAGUGGCCCUACGUCGAUGGCUUCAGACUUUUACAAUUCUUCCGUUGGGCUUUUCAAAUCAUUCAGCAAUCAGGUCGCUAGUCAAAUAGAAGCUAUCCAAGAACGAGGACUUAUUUCAAAGAGUGAUAUGGAUCGCAUGCUUGGAGUCUUGCAGCACGACGUAAAKGAGACAAGUACAAAGCUUCCCGAAGAUAACGAUGAUAUGGUCAUCAUGUUUGGUGAUGAGCUUGAAGUCGCAGCAUGCGGUACUGGCUUGAAGGCCGUCGAAGACGACAACGAAAACAAGACCAACGAGUCAAACCUUUGUCAGGUUGAAAAGGUUGAGGCCGCAGACGAGAACAAAGACGAACACGUUGGGGUCGCAGACGAGAAUGGAGACAGAGCAGAUGAGUCUGAUUCUGCUCCAGUAGAAAAGAUGCUGGAAUCUUUGAAGCAAUCGUACAAUUCUGGAAUAUCCAAAUGCGGGGUACAUGGAGAUUUAAUUAAAGAAAAUAAGAAGGCCAUUGAAGAGAUCGUAGCCACUUUGAAGAAAGCCCCGGGUUGCGGUUUGGGUGAUAACCCGAAAGAUGGCUCAGAACAAGUAAGUUCGAAAGCACCAUCUGAAUCUCCUCAAGAAGGUAAAAUUGACGAGAGUCAAUUGAAAGAAUUGUCAGCGCAAGGCCUAGAGGAAAUGCUGAAGACUCCAAUUCCAUUGACGUCAUCGAAAUGAGGAAAGACCUUCAUGUAGCCAUUGCUACACAAAGGAAUCCAAAUGGUGUUGUUCAAAAUACUGCAUGAAAAGGGUCGUCAAACGAAGUGCUAUACUAGCCACACAGCUCUAACUAGCUGCCUACAUGAAUGAAAAGCUACGUSUUUUUUUGCUUGUGCUUUWCUCURGUGGUGUUUUAUAUACUCUUUGUGCUUGAAUUAAUAUUUAGUAUUAUU
This is a messenger RNA of Pseudo-nitzschia multistriata, 2532 nucleotides long. The record is from the annotation of a GenBank genome assembly. Lineage: Eukaryota; Bacillariophyta; Bacillariophyceae; Bacillariales; Bacillariaceae.